GUUUUUGUCUAUAAAUUGCUGGAAACAUUCAGUUCAUUUCAUUUCGUUGCUGCCGUCUGCAGUAAUUCAGUAUUGUGGAAUAAUUUCUAAUAAACAAACGCUAAAAAUAGUCGAGGCAUCAGCUGUUCGCAUUGCAUAGAACGAACCGAUUUAGCAAUGCCAUUAUUGCAUAUAGCUUAGCAAAUAGAAAAGAGUAAACAACAACAAAGAUAAUAGAAGGAAAUCAGAGCAGGGAACACAAUGGUAAAUUUGACCUUGUUGUUGUGCCUUGUGCUGGGGCUUUGCUUCAGCUGCAGAGCCGAGAUAAAGCCGGAUAGCAACAACAAUGCAUUGGACCUGGACAUAGUUCACUAUCAGCCGGAGCAAGUGCAUCUAGCAUUUGGAGAACGCACCGCCAGCGAAAUUGUCGUUACAUGGUCGACGCGCAGCCUUCCGCCGUCGAGUGAUGAUGAGAGGAGCAGCGUUGUCGAAUAUGGACUCGGCGAUCUCAAGCAGCGCGCCUAUGGUGAGGCCAACAAGUUUGUGGAUGGCGGCGAAAAGCAGUCGACGCAAUACAUACACAGGGUGACGUUAAGGGAGCUGCAGGCAAACAGCAGCUAUGUGUACCACUGUGGCAGCAGCUACGGCUGGUCGGCAAAAUUUCAAUUUCGCACUGUGGCCAGCGCCGAGCCGGAUUGGUCGCCCUCGCUGGCCAUUUACGGCGAUAUGGGCAACGAGAACGCGCAAUCCUUGGCCCGACUGCAGCGGGAGACGCAGUUGGGCAUGUACGAUGCCAUCAUCCAUGUGGGUGACUUUGCCUACGAUAUGAAUACGCACAAUGCGCGAGUGGGCGAUGAGUUUAUGCGUCAGAUCGAAACGGUGGCCGCCUAUGUGCCCUACAUGGUUGUGCCCGGCAAUCACGAAGAGAAGUUCAACUUUUCGAAUUAUCGCGCACGCUUCAGCAUGCCCGGCGGCACCGAGAAUCUCUUCUAUAGCUUCAAUCUGGGACCCGUGCACUUCAUUGGCAUCUCCACGGAAGUCUACUAUUUCCUCAACUACGGCCUCAAGACGCUGGUCUUUCAAUACGAGUGGCUUAAGAGUGAUCUGGCCGAGGCAAAUCGGCCCGAGAAUCGCGCCAAGCGUCCGUGGAUCAUCAUCUACGGCCAUCGUCCGAUGUACUGCAGCAAUGAGAACGACAACGAUUGCACACACUCGGAGACAUUGACGCGCGUUGGCUGGCCCUUUGUCCACAUGUUUGGCCUUGAGCCGCUGCUCUACGAGUACGGCGUGGAUGUCGCGAUCUGGGCCCAUGAGCAUUCCUACGAACGAUUGUGGCCCAUCUAUGAUUACAAUGUGCGCAACGGUUCGCUCGGUUCUCCCUAUGAGAAUCCCCGAGCGCCGGUUCACAUCAUCACGGGCUCGGCGGGCUGCAAAGAGGGACGCGAACCCUUCAAGGGCAAGAUACCCGAGUGGAGUGCAUUCCAUAGCCAAGACUACGGUUACACGCGUCUCAAGGCGCACAAUGCCAGCCAUUUGUACUUUGAGCAGGUGUCCGAUGAUCAGCAGGGUGCGAUUAUUGACAAGUUCUGGCUAAUCAAGUCGCAGCACGGAAGUUAUAGCGAACCAUAGACCAAGAGAAUCUUCGAUACACACAAACAAACACACACACACACACAAUAGUUAAUUGAAUGAAGCAACUUGGCAGUAUUACAACAAAACAUAGCAAACAUUCUUAGCUGUAAUAGCAAAUCAACAAAUCAAUCCCAUAAACAACUGCAACUGCAAUUGCAAAUUGUAAAUUGCAAAUUCCAAUUCCCAGUACAACGCAACACAAACUGUAUUUGAAACUGAGGCACAAAACACUUUUUAUUUUAUGGAUUAGACAAUUUAUAAAAUAAUGUUAUGCUAAGGCGCAAAUCUGUCGAUGAUUUGUAAUUUUCACAUUCAAGGCAACUUUUGUUGCACUUUGUUAUUUGAUUUCUCAUUUUGUGUAAACAUUCAGGUUGCAUUAUCACUUUAUAUGCACAAAAGCUGAAGCGAACAAAUAUUUGCAUUUCUUUGUACGAUUUGACUUCAAGUCAAUAAUAUCUGACAAAUGUAUAAAAUCAUGUAAUCUUUUUUUUUUGUUUGUGACUUUAAACACCUUUAUAAUACGAGCUGGAAUACUUUUAAAUUGAAGUAAACUGAGCGCAAUAAAAUAAAUAUUUGAAUUGCAUUUCACUAAGCUUUCUACAAAAAGAAUGAUGUCUGAUACAUAAAUAUCAGAUUUCACGCAUUUGAAUGUCUAUCUAUAAGCUUUUCCUUUAUCACAAUUAAAGAUGUAAGAUUGUUUUAAGAUAAGAAUACACAAUUGUCCGAGUGAUCGAUAAGUUUUUGUAGUACGCAGAGCUCGUUAAAAAUUUGUCACCUAUUUCAAAUAAAAUAAAUUUGAAAGCAUAAAAAAACGGCGACUACAAUUCAAUAUGUAAUAUUGCUUUAAAAUAGAGAAUACACAACUGAUCUGCAUUUGUUCGAGUGAUCGAUAAGUUUUAUAGAACGUAAAAAUCGUUAAAAAUUCGUCACUUAUUUCGAAUUAAAUAUGUGAAAG
Drosophila nasuta is the source of this 2566-nucleotide messenger RNA. RefSeq names its product acid phosphatase type 7. The record is from RefSeq and is a predicted model, not a curated record. The coding region runs from base 241 to 1608 and encodes 455 amino acids. NCBI's taxonomy places the organism in Eukaryota, Metazoa, Arthropoda, Insecta, Diptera, Drosophilidae. Gene Ontology annotation, molecular function: acid phosphatase activity; metal ion binding. The transcript has 4 exons.